Molecule: messenger RNA, 2469 nt
Organism: Besnoitia besnoiti
Lineage: Eukaryota; Apicomplexa; Conoidasida; Eucoccidiorida; Sarcocystidae
Exons: 1
Coding region: 1-2469 (822 amino acids)
Source: RefSeq, a predicted model, not a curated record
AUGCCAGGGAGUCGCUCGCGCGAUGAAGCGGAGAACUCCUCUCUCGUGAGUUCCGCGCCCACUUUCUCGCACGCUGCGGCGGAGGCCACGUACGCGCCUCCGCCGCGGCGUGCGGCGAAUGCGCUUUUCCCGGCCGGCGGCUUCAUGGAGCCGGGCAGGUCGCCGGGGGGGCUCGCGAACCCCCCGGCGGAGAACGCGGUCGCCGCCGCGGAGCGCGCGUCGCAGAAGAUCUGGCGCAGCUACUUGUACGGGCAGCUGGCCAACGUGACCAAGGCUGCAGUCUGGUGGUCCAUGUUUGGCACGUUGAUGAUUUCGAUAGUUGGGAACGACAGCGCCGUGGGCAUCACCCGAGCGGCCUUCAAUUUGGCGCUGGUCUUGGUGUCUCCUCUCGCAGGGGCGGUCGCGGAGCGCGCCAGCAUUCGCCGCCUGCUGGGCACCACGACGGUCACGCGCCUUCUGAUUUGGAGCGCGGCAGUCCCGGCCGCGUGGCUGUUCCUGAAGAACGACUUGGAUCGCCCUGACCUUUUUCUUCUCUGUCUCGUCGCCCUGAUGUUUUUCGAUGGCGUGCAAGUCGCCUUCGCCAACGUUGUCGACAUCGACUGCGGCGGCCUGGACACGCUGAGUGCGCAGUACGAUCUCCCCGUCGACGACAGCUUGCGCAACAAGAUGAACGGCUGCCACCAGAUGGUGUUUGACCUGUCCUUCAUUGUCUUCACGCCGCCCAUUGCCUUCGGCGUGUACCUGCUGUCCCUCCAUCUGCAUCACCUCCUCCCCGACUCCUGGCUGCCCUACCUGGGCAGCGACUCGGGCGUCUUUGCCCUGGUGUCGAGUAUGAGUUUCAUCUUCUGCGUGUUGUCUGUCGUUUCCUUGGGCUGCUACGUGUUCGGGUUGCCGAGGAGGAGCGCGCGCCAGUUCUUUUACCCAGAGGGAGGCAGCCACGACGGCAGUUGCUAUGAAGGCAGCGGCGGCGGCCACACGUCUUCAGCCGAAGGCACUUCUGACGAGAUGGCGAGUUCGUCUCGAGGGAACAGGCUGCUGACAGACACCGUGGAUAACGACAGUGAAACGAGUGAAACGCAGACGGACCUGUCCAGCGUCCACACGCUGUCUCUCUUUCAGGAGACGGCCAGCCGUCUGGAGGAUGUGCGAGAUGGCUUGCUGAUUGUUUUGAGAGAAAAGGAGUUGGGCUGGCGGCUCGUCUUCCUCGCAUUCGAGACGGCUCUAGAGGACUCCAUGGUGUCGGUUGUGAUUCCCGAGCUUGCGCUGCAGUGCUGCGUCACGGCCUUCGCGACGUGGGGCGUCCUGGGAGGCAGUGCCUCGCACGGUGCGUCUCCCUCGUCGACGGCCGGCGCAGCCUCUGUGUUGGGAUCCGGCAUAGCGGACGGCUUCAGCGUGGAGGGAAGCACUGCUGUGCCCUUAGACGCCGAAGGCGGAGGCGCGUUUCCCGUCUCCUCAUCGUCCGCGUUCUUGCUCUCCGCUGGCGACGAGCUUUCCGUCUCCUCGUUCGAUUUCGCGCUGGGCGGGCUUCCGCCGUUUUCUUUCUUCUCGCUGCCCUCCUGGGACUUCACACUUACAGCCGCGGAAGAGCUACCGUUGGGUGCCUCGCCCAACCGGGCGUUCGCGAAUCUCUUGGCGGUGGUCAUCAUCGCCGUGGGCAAAAUCGGCGGCAGCCUCGCGGGGUUGUACAUGAAUAGACGGUGGACUCCUCCCGCGUCUUACAGCAGAGACUCCGCCUACCGCCGCCUGUUUUGGUGCGUUCUUGCUUCGUCUUUCUCAGUCGCACUGCUACCUUUGUCUCAGUUUCUGUAUAUCAACCGCCUGGCCCCCACGUGGCUGUGUGCGGCGCUGGUCCUGCUGUCUGCCUUUGCGUUUUUCCUUUUCUCCACUGCGCCAAAGAUCGGCUUUGCGACGCUGCUUCAGGGUCUGGUUGCCUCGCAGCAGGUUGCGUGCAAAGUGUUUGGUUUCGUGGGAACCUUCGUGACGGUCACGGACGCCGUGGUCAUUGCAUGCAUCAACAUGGUUUUCACGGCGUUUUUGCCCUCCCACUUCCUGUCUGCGCUCUUGUGUGUGACUGGGGUCUAUCUGGUUCAUGGAUUAAUCGAGGCCUUCGUCGGUCCACUGCUGAUUUUGGAGCCGCCGACGGCCGGACUGGUGGCAGGGGCUGAAGGUGACUCGGGUGACCUCCGCGGCGCGACCUUCGAGGCGCGGGGUCGCGAAUUUGCGAUGGAUGCGAGAGACGGCGACGCCAGAGAGGUGGCGGGGGCCGGCGUCCUUUUUGACGCCUCCGGAUGGUCGGCGGCGAGACCCGCCAACAGGGGAGGGCAGAGUUUCUUGCCGCCUCACCGCGGACCCGAAGAUGGAGCAACCGGCUUCUACUGGACGGGCGAAGCGGGUGCGUCGGCCUCUGGGGCCAGCCACUACCCGCUCGCGGCCGAUCAGCAGCAGCGCGGUGUGUCGAGAAGAAGCUAA